AAUAAUUUUGAGACGAGACCUAAAACCGUACACCUUAAACCCUAAAGCCUAAGGAGUAUUAAUUUCCAAAGCUUCCAUCUAUCUUCCCAUCAUCCCAAUCUCAAUCGUUGCCCUGUCUCUUCUUCAAUCUUCUCCCUUUUUCCGCCGUUCGGAUACAAAUAAUUAACAUCCCUUGACAAUAGUUUACAGAAUUUUCACCCACAUAACAGCCAUAAACAUGGUUUCCACCCCGAUUCCUGCUUCUACCUUACAUGACUUGGACUUUUUGCUCAACACACCCUCUCCUUCUUCUGGUGGCAGAAUUAUAGAAGAUUCGUAUUUGAGAAUUCCAUUGAAGAAGCUCCAAACAUUCGUUCUUGUUUCCUCCAGAAGAAAUCUGGACAACCCAAAUCAGCUGCCAUCUUCUUUGUUGCAUAGGAUUGAAGAGACUGUUCACAGACUUGCAGAGGAAUUUCAUCCUGACGGUGAACAACGUCCGGAUACUUCCGUGUUUACGGAGUUCGAACGUGAGUUUCUAUCCUUGCUUGAUGAAAUAGACGAAUGGUACUUCAACCUGAGGGAUUCCUUGCGCCUACAAUUAUUAAGUGGUUCUCUUGUUACCAUUGAUGACAUCUCCAAGCUCAUCAGCUCCAUUUUGGAGCUUCUUGAGGUAUAUCUUGACCGCAAGGGAUCGGAAGAUGUGUUAGAGCCGGUGAUACUCUUGCAAACUCUCAUCUGUUUUGUCCACAAACCCACACCCCAACUGUUGGGUCUUGCUAAAAAUGUUGUUAUCCAUCUUUAUCUCUGUUUUAUGUGUCGUAGAGCACUUGAGGAGCCUUCUGGUGAAGAAACUUUUGCUAAACGAUGGCUUGAUGACUUGCUGUUACAUUGGGUGCAAACCAUCGAGCCAAGUAAUCCACAGGUAUCUGAGAUUUACACUGAAGCACUACGCAGUUCCAAGUUGUCAACACAGUUACUUGAUGAUGUUGCCUUCAAUAUUGCAGCCAACAAUUUCCUUGAUUCGCUCAUUCAUAAUGUAUGGGACUUGCUACGGAUUAACUCUGUUAGCUUGCUUUAUGUGAAGGAUAAAGUGGUCGAGUUUUAUCGCAAACUCAGGUCCUUGCGAACCAUUCUCAAGCAGCAGCACAACAUUGCACAGGACGACAUUGUGUUUUUGUUACAUGAUGCCGGUGUCUUGAUUUUCUCUUUGUACCAAACGCAUACGGAAUUAGAUCUUCGAUGUUUUCAUGAUUUGUUGGAAACAUUCAAGACUGUUCUGCUACGGCUUGGAUUGAAGGACCCACCCGUACCAGAAUUCAACUUUCCAAAGACUAAUCAGUUGGGUUACGUAGAUUUUGUGCUGGAGAAACUGGCGGACCUGAGAAACCGUGAAGUCGAACCAACUGCCGACAGUAAGCAUGUUCAAACUAUCCAUGAAGAACUUGUUUCCUUAAGAUCUUUCUUAGGAGACAUUGCGGAGCUUCACCAAGAACACGAGGAACUUCAAGCUCUUUGGAAUCGUGUUUUAGAGGUGACUCACAAGGUGGAGUGUCUCAUCGAUCACUUACUGGUUGGAAAUCUUCCGAUUUCUUCCUCAACUUCUGCUUAUGCCAUCACGAAAGACAUCAGGGAUAUUAAUAUUAAUAAGACCGCAAUCAGAGUGAAGAGACCAGAAAUUGAAGGCAAAAGACAGCAAAUCACAGUGAAAGAAGCAACCCUGCCAUCUUCCUUGGAAAUAAACAAUGAGGUCGUAGGUUUUGUCGGAGAUGCAAAAGUAAUCGAGGAUCGGCUCAAAAGAGGACCAAAGCAACUGAAAGUCAUUGCCAUUGUGGGUAUGCCGGGGGUAGGUAAGACCACUUUAGCUACAAAAGUUUUUAAUGAUUAUUCUAUUUCGCACCAUUUUCAUGUGCGUGCCUGCUGUCCUAUCUCACAAGUAUUGGACAAAAGGAAUGUGUUGUCUCAACUUUUGAAGCAGGUUGAUCCCAACUCUGGUUGUUCUGAGCUCAAUGAGCAAGAUUUAGUAGAAAGUCUGUGGCGCGGCUUAAAAAGGAAAAGAUAUCUCAUAUUAUUGGAUGAUAUAUGGGCCGCUGAAGCAUGGAAUAGCUUGGCACCAGCAUUCCCUGAUGACAACUAUGGAAGUAGAAUUCUUUUGACAAGUCGUCAUCGUGACAUUGCCCCUAGUGAUAUGCUUGACCAAGAACCUCAUUUUCUGCAGCCACUCAAUGAAAAUGAGUGCUUGGAGCUAUUCCAGAGGAAGUUUUUCCCAGGAAGAAAUGAUACUUUGGAUCCUGCAUUACGUGAUUUGUUUAUGCAAUUUGUAGCAUACUGUAAAGGUUUACCACUGAGCAUCAUCCUUAUCGCUGGAAUUUUUGCAACUAAUCAACCAGAGGAUUGGGUGAAUAUUUGGGAAGAGUUAAGAUCAGGCGAUGCAUCCGUUACAGAACACUGCAUGGACUCAUUGGGACUCAGCUACAAAUAUUUGCCGGAUCACUUAAAACCAUGCCUGCUCUAUUUUGGCGCAUUUCCAGAAGAUGCAGAGAUUCCUGCAGAGAAGCUGCUUUGCAUAUGGAUUGCUGAAGGUUUUGUUAGGGAAACUGAUGGAAAGCGCAUAAAAGAUGUCGCUGAAGAAUAUUUGAAUAGUUUGAUUGGAAGAAGUUUGAUUAUGGUUGCCAAAAGAAGAUGGAACGGUAGAGUCAAAACAUGCCGCAUUCAUGACUUGAUUCAUGAUUAUUGCUUGCAGAAAGCCAAAGAUGAUCAUUUUCUCCAUCUGCUAAAGGGAUACGAUGAGCUUUCGGCAUUUAAUGAGCCGCACAACCUUCGGAGGUUAUGCAUCCACUCUGAGGUCAAGCAUUUCAAACAUUCCAAGUUGUUUUGUCCUGGUGCCCGUUCUCUGCUUUUCCAAGACCCUCACACAUUAAGUCGGUUAAUAAGAGAUGCCUCAUUUGUGGUUAGCAUCUUCAAGCUCCUACGAGUGUUGGAUUUGGAGGGAAUUGAUUUGUAUUCUGAGUUUCCAAGUGAAAUAAGUUUGCUGGUUCAGUUGGCAUUCCUGGCAAUUCAGGGUUAUUUCAGGAACAUCCCGUCAUCCAUAGCCAAGCUCACAAAUUUGGAAACUCUUAUUCUGAAAAUAGCCCAGAACGCAACCUCAUUGCCAGAUAGUCUGUGGAAUCUACAGAAACUAAAGUAUAUUUGUAUCAGGUACUGUGGUGGUAUUGUGCCGAUAGCAAAUCUUGAUAACUCAUUGUUUUGGUAUGAGCUGGAUGUGUUUUCUGGUGCAGUUAUUCCUUAUAGCAGCUUGGAAAGAAUAAUGGCGAAAUUUCCGAACAUCCGAAAGUUGAAAUGCGAAAUUGCGUUCAGUUUCCCUGAAAAUCUGAAGGAAUUGAAGUUGGGAUCAUUUGAUUUGUCGUGGGAGAAUAUGUCAGGCAUUGGUAAACUCCCAAACCUUCAAGUCUUUAAAUUAUGGUGGACAAAUUUGGAAGGGGAAACAUGGGAAAUGAAAGAAGGUGAAUUCUCCCAGCUUAGAGUUUUGAAACUGGUCCGUGUAAAACUUGUCAGGUGGAGAGCCGGUGAUGAUCAAUUUGAAUGUCUUCAGAAGUUGGUGUUGAAUGUCUGUAAGAAUUUGGAAGAGAUACCUUGUAAUUGUCUUGAGAACAUUCCGACACUUGAAAAAAUUGCGGUUCUUAAUGCUUCUUGGGCUGUAAAUGAAUCGGUGAAACAAAUUGAGAAACAACAGGUGGAACAGUGGGGAAAUUCAAAUCUUAAGAUCAGCGUCGAUUAUUCCAGAUGGGCAAGUUGA
Oldenlandia corymbosa var. corymbosa is the source of this 3772-nucleotide messenger RNA. The record is from the annotation of a GenBank genome assembly. NCBI's taxonomy places the organism in Eukaryota, Viridiplantae, Streptophyta, Magnoliopsida, Gentianales, Rubiaceae.